Molecule: messenger RNA, 715 nt
Organism: Oxyura jamaicensis (ruddy duck)
Lineage: Eukaryota; Metazoa; Chordata; Aves; Anseriformes; Anatidae
Product: palmitoyltransferase ZDHHC3-like
Exons: 4
Molecular function (GO): palmitoyltransferase activity
Source: RefSeq, a predicted model, not a curated record
CGGGACCCCCCCCAGUCCCCAGAGGAUGCUUUGAGGAGGGGACAGCGAGGCGUCAUCGCGCCGUCUGCCUGCAGGAUAAAUAACUGCGUCGGGGAGCUAAACCAGAAAUAUUUCAUCCAGUUCCUCUUCUACGCCGGGCUGGCCAGCGCCUACGCCGCGGGGCUGGUGCUGGUCGCGUGGCUGGGGCCAGCGGGAGGAGACGGAGCCGAAAACCACGUCCAGACCGCCCACUGCAUCGUCCUGCUGCUGGAGUCCCUCCUCUUCGGCGCCUUCGUCACCGUCGUGUUCUACGACCAGGUCGUGUCCAUCAUCACGGACGAGCCGGCGCCGGAGCAGCUCCGCAGCCGGGGGCUGAAGGAGGCGAAGCGGCCGCGGGGGUGUCGCGCCAAGCUGGCGCUGCUGCAGGAGGUGUUCGGGAGGGGCUGCGUGCUCGGCUGGCUCUUCCCCUGCAGCUGCGGCACCCCGGCCGGCCCCGCGUACACCCCCCUGCCCGCCUGCGACAUCUGAGCCCCCCCCCCCAGAAUUGCCAGGGGACGGCAGCACCCCCACCCCUGGCCACCUUCCGGCACCGUGGGGGGAAUUCUGGCACCCCAAAACCUGGGCAGCCCGGGGAGGUCCCGUCCGUGCACCCAGGGGUGCCAGACCCUGUGGGGUGCCAGGUGGAGGAUUUUCGGGGGGGGGGGGCUGGCACCCAAUAAAGUCCCUUUCUAUGGAA